AUAGCCUUUCAAGAACUUGACAAAAAUUUCUGGAACAAAUGGAAAAGUGCAAUUGUUGAUCAUUUUACUUGAAUGCCGGUUAUAGCUUGUCAAUUUUCUGUCAGUUGAAAAGAACUGUUGUGGUUCCAAGUACCUAGUGAAAAGUACAAAGGAAAAUCAAUAUGCGAGUACAAAAUAGGAGAAAAUAUUUAAUGUACUUAGCAAUUCUCUGUUGUUUUCGAAGAAAAUAUAAAAGAGCCAGAAAGUAUCAAGUACAUCCGCUAAAUAUGGAAAGAAGAAAAUACGGUGAAUAUUUCACGUUAAUAAACAGAUUGGUGAAAUACCCCAUGAAAUUUUUUGAAUACUUCCGUAUGAGUCGAAGUGCAUUUAACCUUCUUCUCCAAAAAAUUGAUCCAUUGAUUCGACCAUCGGUAUUAAAUUAUAGACGCGACUUCAUUUCUUCAAAGGAGAAAUUAGUACUUACUCUAAGAUUUUUGGCCACCGGAGCGAGUUUCGCAGACCUUGCUUUUCGUUUCAACAUGGGUCGAGCGACUGUUAGAAAGUCCAUAAUGCAAACCGUAAAAGCUAUUAAUUGUAAAUAGGAGGAAAUAGUGAUGCCCAAACAAAAUUUGUCCAGCUGGAUGAAAAUAUCUGAUGAAUUUUUACAAAAAUGGAAUUUCCCAAACUGCCUAGGGGCAGUUGAUGGGAAACAUAUCCAAAUGUUCGCUCCAAAUAAUUUUGGAAGCAUGGACUUCAACUACAAAAAAUUCUUUUCCAACAUACUAAUGGCAGUAGUGGAUGCAUCUUAUAAGUUUGUAAUGGUUACUAUUGGUGCUCAUGGCUCCAACGCGGAUCCAAGCGUAUUUGCUGCAUCUAACUUUGGCAAGGCAUGGAAGCAGUGCCCCCAACAACUGAAAGUUCCCGCUGAUCGUUGCCUACCUGGAACACAAACACCACAACCAUUUGUUCUUGUGGGAGAUGAGGCAUUCGGAUUGUCGUAUAAUUUGCUGACUCCAUAUUCCGGGAAUUAUCUACCAACGAGUGAAAGAAUAUUUAAUUACAGGUUGUCUAGGGCUAGAAGGCUCGUAGAGAGUGCAUUCAGAAUGUUAGCGCAUACAUGGCGGAUACUAUUGAAAUCCCUUGAGGUUCAGCCAGCACUGGGGAAACUGAUAGUCUUAUGUUGUUGCAUUUUGCACAACUAUAUUAAACUUAAUAUGAAAGAAUUGAAAAAAAAUAUACGAGAAGUACAAACUCAUGAUCCAAGCGCUUACGUUAACUACGAAGCAAGGAUGGCCCAACCUGUGUCAACUGCGGUCAUAAUUAGAAAUUCUUUUGCAGAAUGGUUCAUCAACGAAGGCAAUCUACCUUUUCAAUACAGUCAUGUAUAG
Hermetia illucens (black soldier fly) is the source of this 1367-nucleotide messenger RNA. RefSeq names its product protein ALP1-like. The transcript has 3 exons. The record is from RefSeq and is a predicted model, not a curated record. NCBI's taxonomy places the organism in Eukaryota, Metazoa, Arthropoda, Insecta, Diptera, Stratiomyidae. The coding region runs from base 594 to 1367 and encodes 257 amino acids.